CGCAUAGCGGAAGCUGCAAGAGACAUGCGGCAACUGUGUGGGUUGAGGGAGUGAGGGGUCCCGCCUCUCUCUCUCUCAGUCGCUCUGUGACAGCUCUCGUAGCUAGACAGCGUUCUUGGAGCUCUUCCUCACGGUAAAAAAGCAGCCAUCACACUCAUUCCUUCACCAGCUGAGUCACAAUGAAUGAGCUUACUAGAGUAACAAUGAACCACCUUGACAAUGAAUUCAUUUCAAUAUAUUCAACCGUCUCUGACCCUGAAGGUACGCCGUUCGGUCACCUCGCCUUCGAAGAGUCGCUCGUCAAUCAUCUUCAAGAUAUGGCGCUUCUGUUAGAACUCCAGCAGGAGGUACGUGCGGACGUCAGGAGGCAACGGGCAGAGGGAGGUGGCCGGCGUCCCAGGCAAGACCCACAUCCCCGACGCCAGGCAGUCAGGAACGACCAGGUGAAUUUUCCGGAGGAACGAGACGUUAGUAUACAAGGACAGAGGCAGAGUCAGUUGGGUUCGGUGGAGAUGUUACAGGAGGAGGAGGAGGAUGAUGAUGAGGCUCUGGAACGUCUCCUGGAAGCCCCAGAGGUUUCCGGGUUGAUGGAUUCCGAGGACUCUGUAGACUGGCUGGCUGACAAGUAGCUGCCUCCACAUCUAGCCUAAAGCAACAUUUGCUGGCUAGAUAGAAGCGUGUUUGUAUUGAGAUUUUAUAUAAAAUCUACCAACAUUUUUCCUCUCCUGACUAUCCCAUUCUUUCCUUCCUCUUCUCACUGCCCCCUCUUUCUUCCCUAUCCUCACUGUUCCCUCUUUCUUCUCUCUCCUCACGCCCCCUUCAUUCUUGAAACUCUUUACGGCUUUAUGUUAACCCAGGGACCAAGAGCCGUGUCCCAACAACGACCUUCAGAGGUCGCGAGGGAUCCCUUAGUUUAAUAUCUUUGAUUUAUCAUAAUAAAACAUUAUCCCAAAACUCUUCAACAAACUGGAGGAUGUAAAAGAUAUAUAUGGAUAUACCUUUCAAGUUAACAUUUUUUUAUAGUAAUCAUAUAAUACGUUUAUGUGACUAUGCAAAAGAUCCUAUAUGUAGCUUUAUGGUCUAUAUGUGAACUAAACAUAGCUACCAAGAGGCUGAGGGAGAGUGGGGUGGCCCAGUACUGGUUUGUGGGUCCCAGUUGAGAGGGUGACCCGGUACAAGCUUGUGACCCCCAGUAAUAAUGGGGUGACAGUACUGGUGAUAAUACUGGUGACCCAGUACUAGCUCCUCAGUGGCCAAUGACAGAAUCUACUGUCAUGUUUGAUGGCAAUAAAAGUACCUUAUAUAAUGGGCUGUUAAAAAGUGCCUUUGUAACAAAUAUAUUCCAAAUGUUAAGGAAUGUUUUUUUUACUUCUUACUUAGUGAAUGUUAAAUAGUACAUCCAUUUCAAUGUUAAAACUAUAAUUAUGUUUCAGACUUUAAGAAUUUAUAUAACGGCAAUUAAGUAUGAUGUACUUUUUUUAGACUUACUUUGUAUAAAGUUCAAUAUAAAAUCUGUCUUUAUUAAAGAAAGGUGAAGAUUCGUCUUUCCUGGUUUCUGACAUUUCGGGUUUUUUCUUGCAUUUGUUAAUAUAUUAUCAUAAUCAUUAGUUUUCUAAUUAUAAAUGUGUGGUUUCUAGUUCUGUUACAUUGCUAUAAACUAAUGUCAAAACUUAAUAUGAUGGUGUUAGCUUAAUAUGGCAGUAUUUAGUGUGAUAUGAAUUUUAAUUGAAUAAAAAGUGCUCAUAGA
Molecule: messenger RNA, 1747 nt
Organism: Procambarus clarkii (red swamp crayfish)
Lineage: Eukaryota; Metazoa; Arthropoda; Malacostraca; Decapoda; Cambaridae
Source: RefSeq, a predicted model, not a curated record